AUGGCGCAGCAGUCACAGCAACAGCAGGAUGUAAUCAUCGGAAUUGUGGAUGAUACUUGGAAACAAGAUCUGUACCAAGCAUUAAAAAAAGGCAAAUGGGAGAAUAUCGAACGAAUAAUCCACGACCAUCAAAAUGAAGUUUUUACAGCCAAGCUAAAUGAAAAUGGAGAAACAUUGCUCCUCUCGGCCGUCAAUGAAGCUAAAAAGGGGUUAGUCAACAAGCUGGUGGAUAAGAUUGCACCAGAUUUACUGGCUGAGACUGACAACUUUGGGAAUACAGCGCUUCACUUAGCAGCAAAUGUUGGACUUGUUGAAGAUGCCAGAAUACUUGUGAGAAAACAUCCCGAAUUGCUGAAUCGUGAAAACAAAGAUGGACUUUUGCCAAUUCAAUUAGCUGCGAGGCGAGAACAAGCAAAUGCUCGCAGCAUGACUUCUUACUUGUUCAAAGCCGGCAAGGAAGAUGACAAUCAUUCAAAGUUACUCAAAGGAGAAGCUGGUGCUGGUGUUGGUUCGAGGGUUAUGAAAUCUUUAAUAAAAGCAGGAUUUUAUGAUUUGGCUCUUGAUUUACUUGAAUUCAACGAGAAAUUGGCAUGGGAAGAAGAGAAUAACAAUCCUUUGGAGCAGAUGGCCAGUGAUCCGGGUGGUUUCAAAAGUGGAAUUCGCUUGAGCAGUUGGCAGUCCUUAAUCUACUUGUAUUCAUAUGUUCCCACAAAGCGGAAUGGGAUGACAGAGUAUUCACCAUCUGAAGUGUACAAGACGGUCUGGAAUCUGCUUGCCAAAGUUCUAGUUCAAAAUAUGGACAUUCCUGCACUAAAAUUGAAGCAUCAUCGUGCACUUCGACUAGUCCAGUCCGGGCACAGAAUGGAAUAG
Messenger RNA from Fraxinus pennsylvanica, 870 nucleotides. Lineage: Eukaryota; Viridiplantae; Streptophyta; Magnoliopsida; Lamiales; Oleaceae. The record is from the annotation of a GenBank genome assembly.